CCACCGUCUUGACGAGACAGAAAUGGUUGAGGAACAUGACGUGAGACACACUCUGAGCGAAGUACAAACAGUACAUCACAUCCGCUGUGAUCAUGGACGUCCCAAUACCGUCCUUCGAAGCCAUCGCUUCGUAACUUCUGUUGACAUCAACUUGAGUGAAAGUAAUAACGAUACUGACCACAGUGGGGCACUUCUCAAGGACUUGGACCGUCUUCCAGAGGAGCUCACUGAGGACGUGAGGAAAAGGCUUCGCAAUUAUUUCAUGAAUCCGAUAGAGAAAUGGCGCUCAAGAAGACGUCUCCCAUGGAAGCUGAUCUUACAGAUAUUGAAGGUGCUUGUUGUGACGGCGCAAGUAAUCCUAUUUGGCUCUGCCAGUAUAGCCUUCCAAGAUCAGCAUAGGAACAUGAGAAUAGCUCUGGAGCGUCUUCUCUUGAAAGACUGGGACACUGCGAGAGACGUGCUGCUUUAUCCUCCUUCGCAAGGUCCAUACGCCGUGUACACAGCGGAGGAGUUCUACAGUCAUAUCGAAUACGCUGUGAAGCAUUACAUGAGGAUCAGAUCAGAAUCAAUCAAUAUAUUCUGGUACAGCUCGGAAAGUGAGGAGGUGGCACCGAUCAAAUUUUGCAUGACAACGUACAAAAGUGGAAUUGUUUGGCCCUCCAACUCAACGUUAUUUGUUGACAGCAGAGAAGCUGAAGAGUGCAUUGACUUGAAAAUUGCCUUCCCUGCUGACUCAGAUCUGUGGGAUGCGUUUUCGAUGGAGAAAGUCCUUUCAGACGCUGGUAUCGGUAUUGUGUUCGAACAACUGGUCAGUGCUGAACUCAGAUUAAAGCUCGCAACAUUACACAAGAGGACAUUUUUGGAUGCCGGGGGCCCUGACUGUUACGACUACAAUGUCUUUGUCAUAUACCAUAACUCACGACACAGUGGAGAGAUAACUGUGACAAUGAUGACAACGACAACAUUGCAACUUUGUAAAAGGAACACGACGCAUUAUCGUCCUAUCGUACGUACUGAGUGUAUGAUACAAGCGCUGAACGCUGUCAUCAUUCUAUUGUGUUUUUUCUCAGGCGUACUGUGUUCACGAUCGCUUUACAAAGCACAGACGCUGCGGGUUGAAGCUACGGAAUUGUUCGAGGCAAAAUACAAGAAAGAACUGACCUUGUCCGAUAAACUGUUGUUCUUGGAUUUUUGGCUUGUUUUGAUCAUUGUGGAUGAUUGUCUUCUAGUGAUUGGAUCUUCACUCGAGAUCGAGAUCGACGAACGAAUUACACCAGGGCUGGUGUACGACAUAUGUUCAUUGUUCCUAGGUUUGGGAACUUUAUUCAUGUGGUGUGGCUUUCUGAGAUACGUUGGUUACUUCAGGACUUACAAUAUCCUAAUACUUAGUUUGAAAAGGGCUACACCAACCGUUGUAAGGUUCUUGCUCUGUGGUGCCCUUCUUUUUUUCGGGUACGUGAUUUGCGGCUGGGUGGUCAUCGGCCCGCAUCACACUAAUUUCGAAACGGCAUCAAAGACUGCCGAAUGCUUGUUCACCAUCGCCAACGGAAACGAAAUAUUUUCAACCUUCGCAAUGAUGUCCGAGAAAGACAACGCCAUUGUGCGGUUCUUUUUCGCGGCUUAUCUUUCCAGUUUCACUAUUCUAUUUGGGUAUCUGGUCGUGUCAUUGUUUGUGACGAUAAUAGUAGACGCUCACAACAUUUUCAAGGACAAGCAAUCAGCUGGACCUUUUACUAGCACAGUCCAGCUAUUUGUGAAAGGGUGUGAAAAUGGACCUCUUAAUGAUAUGAGCUCAAGUCAGUCUCGAGGAAGUGAUGUGAAAAGUGCAGUGCCGUGUCGAUAG
Molecule: messenger RNA, 1843 nt
Organism: Ornithodoros turicata
Lineage: Eukaryota; Metazoa; Arthropoda; Arachnida; Ixodida; Argasidae
Product: mucolipin-3-like
Exons: 1
Coding region: 23-1843 (606 amino acids)
Biological process (GO): transmembrane transport; monoatomic ion transport
Cellular component (GO): plasma membrane; lysosomal membrane
Molecular function (GO): NAADP-sensitive calcium-release channel activity
Source: RefSeq, a predicted model, not a curated record